Messenger RNA from Lingula anatina, 939 nucleotides. Its product is annotated as E3 ubiquitin-protein ligase TRIM65-like. Lineage: Eukaryota; Metazoa; Brachiopoda; Lingulata; Lingulida; Lingulidae. Gene Ontology annotation, molecular function: protein binding; ubiquitin protein ligase activity; zinc ion binding. The record is from RefSeq and is a predicted model, not a curated record. Gene Ontology annotation, cellular component: nucleoplasm.
AUGGCCGAGGCAUUGGCAGCGGCCUUCACGGAUAACAUUUUGACAUGUAGCAUCUGUCUGGAAGAGUAUGAGGACCCCCGCUUGCUGCCAUGCUACCAUACAUUUUGCCUUGCUUGCAUAUCUGACCAUGCCAAGGGAACUCUCACUACAAAGAGGACAUUUCAGUGCCCUGUUUGCCGAGAAGACGUCCAGUUUCCACCAGGUGGACUUUCUGAAUUAAAAAAGAAUUUUGCCUUUUGUAAGGCCAAGGACAUAAUAAACCAGCAACAAAUAGAAAGAGAGGCAUCAGAAAAUGUAAAGAGUAAUGUGGAAGCAGUGACACAGGCCGUUGCACAAUUGUCCAUCGGUUGUGAGAAACAUCCUGGUAAUGAACUCAAAUACUACUGUGAAGAUGAUGAUACCGUUGUUUGUGCUGACUGUGCAUUAGCAGAUCAUUACAGGCAUGGUAUUUUACCUGUAGAAGAAGUUGCAAAAAGCAAUAGAGAAAAAAUUGAAAAUGCCCUUGUUAAAACGCUGGCAAAAAUUAACGUAUUUAAAGAGGCAGUCGCCGAGGAAACAACCAAUGAAUGUGAGGACUCUCGUAUCAGGACAGCCACUAUCAACACCAUUGAGAGACAAACGCAGCAUAUCUGUACAUUAAUUAAUGAGAGGAAAGAGACACUGAUAUCAGAAGUUAAUUCUGCUUAUGAUCUUAGAAUGACGCAAAGAGAGGUUAACAAGGACAACCUUGAACUCCACCAUGCCUCCUUGCAAAGUGUCUGUGACUUUGCCCAACAACUUGUCGCAAAUGGCACCGACUCUGAUAUCAUGGUUCAUGCAAAGUCUCUCACAAAUAAACUGACAACAAUGGAAAACAUACCAGUACCAACACCAGACACAACUGCAGAGAUUUCUUAUAGUCCUGGUGAGAUAUCUACUGCUGGACUGGAAGCCAUGUAG